AUGUCUCGCACAACAGACUCUGUUGGCCACUGGGAGGACCUCGAGACAUGGCUAAGUGUUGCAACAGACAGCCUCCUACCUAAGGCUGCUGAAACACUGAAGCAUCAGACACAGGACCAGCUGGAUGACAACAUAAGAUUUAUGAGACAAGACCCAAGUCAGAGCUACAGUCACAAAGAACUAGCCAAGAUCACUGGCUCCUUAAGCCACACACUCAUCGCCACCCUCAAGCUGAGCGACAGGCACGCCGCCCAUCUCCAGCAGGAGCUAACACGCGCACAACGACGCGUCGAGCAGCUAGAAAUGGAGGCUCAGGAACGACGGGAAGGGACCGAUGAGGUGGAACAAGGCGCCGAGGAGGAGAUCACCAGGCUAAAAGGGACCCUAGCAGCUACUACCCAAGAAAUGGAACAAGGCAAGGCAGACUACGCUGAUCUCUCCAACAAGCUACAAUAUGCAGAACAGCUCCUGGAAAAGGCAAAGACAGACUUUAGAGGCAAGAACGGCAGAAUUAAAGCCCUUGAAACUCACUUGGAUGAGUCAAGGAAUGAGAUAAGCCGUCUAUCACUACAGCUGGACUACAUAAAAGAGGAGUCCGACAGCAUCAGAGAGGAACUCAGACAUGCCUACGAGCUGCACCCUGAGCCUACAAGGACACGACGGCCACCAGUCUCACCCCACAUCAAAGAGGAGUCCGACAGCAUCAGAGAGGAACUCAGACAUGCCAACGAGCUGCGCCCUGAGACUACAAGGACACCACGGGCACCAGUCUCACCCCUGCUGAGCAGGACCGGGUCCCCUGUUCCUGGACUGACACGUGAUCAAAGGGGGAGGGGGCAGUGCUGA
Sinocyclocheilus rhinocerous is the source of this 846-nucleotide messenger RNA. RefSeq lists its product as uncharacterized. The record is from RefSeq and is a predicted model, not a curated record. Lineage: Eukaryota; Metazoa; Chordata; Actinopteri; Cypriniformes; Cyprinidae. The transcript has a single exon. The coding region runs from base 1 to 846 and encodes 281 amino acids.